This is a messenger RNA of Hippocampus zosterae (dwarf seahorse), 2947 nucleotides long. Its product is annotated as TBC1 domain family member 10A-like. The record is from RefSeq and is a predicted model, not a curated record. Lineage: Eukaryota; Metazoa; Chordata; Actinopteri; Syngnathiformes; Syngnathidae. Bases 596 to 2014 code for a protein of 472 amino acids. The transcript has 9 exons.
AAGUGGCCUUCGUAGAAGACACCUGGGAACCGUUGUAGUCCGUAAAUUGGUCCGUCUUUGCUAGCGUUUGGUAAUAAUACCAACGACUGUUUCCUCUCCGUUCUUCCUUUUCCAAAGUUUACAGGCAAGUUUAAAACGCGCGCGUGAGCGUAUAAAGCUGCAGUGUGGCAUUCAGCGUAAUAGGGGGCGUUAGAGAGCUGUUUUCUUUUUUUGUACUCCCAACUAUACGAACCUGCUAGUCUGCAUUCCUGCUCAAAGUAGCAGAGAGUUAGCGACGGCGUUAUUCAGCUGGCAGGUGCGUGUGGCACGUUGGUUCCCAGUCCGCACACCCCUUAUAACUUCAGUGAGCUCUAUUAAUGAAUUCGUUUAGGGAUAAUGACGCUAAAUACACAAUGUGACUUAAGUAUUGGGGACUUACUAGCAUAAAGCGAAGACGCAUCCGCCCGCCCCCCUAGCAACCGUAGCGAGUUAGCAUAAACCCGUGACUGUGGUUGAGAUACAGUACAUGGAUGUUUACGCGAGUACAAAACAAGGCCAGGGUGUUUAAGUUAUUACCGACCGAGGCGGUUUGCCUGCGAAGAUAAAUGUUGGCUAAAUGGCAAAACCCGACAGGGACGAUGGAGAGCUUGAGUUUCAGGGUAGCGUGGAGCAGCUGACAAGCAACGGGAGCACUCGGUCGUUUGGCUCCGAUGCAGUCACACUGGACUCCGACGCCACUGAAACGUCUGGGGAGAAAGAGGUGGACAAGUACGGAUUCACAGGUGGAGCCCAGCAGUAUCGAGGACUCCAUGCAGAAGAAAUCCCCACGGAGGUGCUGAGGCAGCGGGAGGCCAAAUGGCUUGAGAUGCUCAACAGCUGGGACAAGUGGAUGGCUAAAAAGCACAAGAAGGUGAAAGCUCGCUGUCAGAAGGGGAUCCCGCCAUCGUUGCGUGGUCGCGCCUGGCUCUACCUCACGGGAGGAAAAGUGAAGGAGGAACAAAACCGGGGCAAGUUCCAGGAACUGGACAGCCAACCCGGAGAUCCCAAAUGGGUAGAUGUCAUCGAGCGAGAUCUCCACCGACAGUUUCCCUUCCACGAAAUGUUUUCAGCCAGGGGGGGACAUGGGCAGCAAGACUUGUUCCGUGUGCUGAAGGCGUACACGCUGCACCGUCCCGAGGAGGGCUACUGUCAGGCUCAGGCUCCCAUCGCCGCCGUGCUCCUCAUGCACAUGCCUGCGGAGGACGCGUUCUGGGUCCUUGUACAGAUUUGUGAGAAGUACCUUCCUGGAUACUACAGUUCAGGGCUGGAGGCCAUCCAGCUGGACGGAGAGAUCCUGUACGCUCUGCUGCGGCGGGUGUCUCCCGUGGCGCACCGUCACCUCAAGCAACACAAGCUGGAUCCCAUCUUGUACAUGACCGAGUGGUUCAUGUGCGCUUUCUCCCGCACGCUGCCCUGGGCUUCCGUGCUUCGCGUGUGGGACAUGUUCCUUUGCGAGGGAGUGAAGAUCCUGUUCCGUGUGGGCCUGGUCCUGCUCAAAUGCAUGCUGGGAUCUCAAGAGAAGGUGAGAGCCUGCCCGGGUCUUUACGAAACGAUGGAGCGUCUCCGGGCCAUACCGCCACAAUACAUGCAGGAGCGUUUCCUGGUGCAAGAGACCAUAGAGCUGUCCGUAUCGGAGAAAGACAUCGAGAAAGAGCACCUGGCGCAGCUGCGGCGCUGGAGAGACGCCCGCGGCGACCUCCAUUACAGAUCCCCUCCCAGGAUGCACGGCGCAAAGGCCGUCAUGGCCGCCGAGCCGCCGGACCGACAGGAUUUGAGGCAGCGGCCCACCAUCGUAGUGGAGUCUCCCUCGGAGGUCGACGGCGGCAAGCACACUCGCAAGGCCAGAAGGGAGAAUCGGAAGAAGAGCGCUCUGCCGCCGCAGGCGACGGAUAAAACGCCGCCGUCUCUCGAGGCACCAUCGCCUCUCCUGCAGCCAGUGAGUACGCACGCGUCCAGAGAGAGCGUGAGCAGUGCCGACCACGACACGUAUUUGUAGCACGGCGCCAGUCAUUCCAUAGCAGAGAUGAUCGAGAUUUCGUUGAAAUGGGUGAUUCUUAAAAUGUGUAGAAUUUCAAAACACUUGACAUAUUUGUCGAAUACCUUUUGGGAAAGUCAAGAGUGUGGGACAUCGGCGGAAAGCCGCAUGAGCAUUUAUUCAAUCUCCUUGAUGUCCAAUUGAAGGUCCGGGGAUUACUCGUAUGUGGUUUGUCCUCACUAUUAGGUGUGUCAGUUAAUUUUAUCAUCAUUAUCGACAAUCAUUGACCGUACGAGUCACGGACAGGCGACUCGUAAAAUGUGUUGUUGGAUAGUGUGCCGAAAGCUGUUGGACUCGUGAGAACACGAUGGCUGAGCUAGUACAUGGACCCGAAGUUGGAUGUCAAGGAUCCCGAAUGAAUUUUCAAAUGGCUUUAUGGAAGACGCUGGAGCAUUUAUUUAUGGUCGUACGAGCAGUGGGAAAGAACGUUCGUAGGAAGACGAGUCAUUCCUCCAGUGUGCUGUCUUACUCAUGAGGACCUUAAACUUAAUCGAAUACAAAUGUGUAAUCUCCCAAAUGAACUGAAGGUGGCGAUGAUGAAUUGCUUGCACUUUUUAUCAGGUAUAGGUCAGUGAGAGGCUGGAGCAGCUCUUUGGUGUGCAUGACUUAACAUGCUAACUGACUUGAAUUGGCUCGUGCUGUUAUUUAAUGUAAAGGAGCGAUUUGAUCGUGUCCGAGCAGAAAAAAAAUAGAAUUACUCACCAGCCACAAUAUUAGGUGCAUCAUCUAAUAAGAUCCACAAUGCUAGUUUUUUGAAGAAAUAAUGACCUCUAUAAAGGCAAUACUGUAAUGCCAAUUUUGUAUGCCGGUGGGGGUGAUCAUGAGAUUGUGCAUUUGUACCUAAUGUUGUGUCCAGUUGCCGGCCAUGUUACAUGACACAACAAUAAUAAUAAU